This is a messenger RNA of Plasmodium fragile, 660 nucleotides long. RefSeq names its product Grx4 family monothiol glutaredoxin. The record is from RefSeq and is a predicted model, not a curated record. Lineage: Eukaryota; Apicomplexa; Aconoidasida; Haemosporida; Plasmodiidae. Bases 1 to 660 code for a protein of 219 amino acids. The transcript has a single exon.
AUGAAUUUCAUUAAAGAAGAGGAAAAGGACAAGUGUGUGGAGGGACAGGGACUGAAGUUAUUCUAUCUCAAAUCGAGCAAGGAAAAAGAAUACCAGUUGCACAUGGAUGUAUGUCAAGCCAUUGUAGAAGAUUGUCCUUUGUUAGAAGUGUACGUUGUUAGUCGAAUGGAAGGAAGUAAUGCAAGCGGAGCAUUUGAAUUGUAUGAGAAUGGCCAGCUCAUAAAAAAAUUUACUAACUGCAAUAUUUCAACAGUUACGUCUUUCAUUAGGAAAUAUAUUCAAAAGGGAGACUCUUCCAAGGAGGCUACACAAAGUGGUGAAUGUGAUUCCACAGAAAAAUCAGACACAGUGAAAAAGAUAGAGCACUUAAUAGGGAGCAACAAAAUAAUUCUCUUCAUGAAGGGAAGCAAAUCAUUCCCUCAAUGUAAAUUUAGUAACGCGGUUGUGUUCAUGCUGAACAGCUGCAAGGUUAAGUACAAUACAUUUGAUAUUCUACAAGACCAGGAUGUACGUAAUGAAUUAAAGAUUUAUUCCAACUGGCCAACCUACCCGCAGCUCUACAUCAACAAGGAGUUGAUUGGCGGCCACGAUAUUAUUAAGAGCAUGUACGACAGUGGCGAGUUAAGGGACGUGGUGCCGGAGGACUGCUUUGAGGCGUGA